Messenger RNA from Mytilus trossulus (common blue mussel), 676 nucleotides. Its product is annotated as equistatin-like. The record is from RefSeq and is a predicted model, not a curated record. The coding region runs from base 121 to 603 and encodes 160 amino acids. Lineage: Eukaryota; Metazoa; Mollusca; Bivalvia; Mytilida; Mytilidae. The transcript has 4 exons.
AUCAAAUAUAUUGAGUUAUGCCUGUUAGCUUCUGGCAGUGGAAGAUAUGUAUAAAAUGGGGGUGGUAUAUUGUCUCAAAGUAUAUCUGACUUCAGAAUUGUAAAGACCAUACCGGGGAAAAUGAAAGGAGCCUUUAACCUUGCUGUUUGUCUUAGUGUUUGCUUUUUAUUUCUUGAUGGAGCCACUGCACGCACCCGUAGUUACAAUGAAGAAACACAUUGUCUACAUGAGUUGAAAGAGUUUCAUACAAACUCUGAGCUGGGUAUGGUUGGAGGAAGGAAGCCGGUUUGUGAUAACGAGGGGAAAUACGCCCCAAAGCAGUGCUCAGGAUCCCAAUGUUACUGUGUAAAGGAUGACGGUAAACAAAUUGAAGAUUUUAGUGUUAACCGUUGGGAGGCCGAACAACAGACUUGCAAAUGCGCACGUUCUCAAGCCGAGUAUCAGGAAACUGGUAUGGUGGGGAAAUCAUUCCGUUGUACAGCCGAUGGUAGCUAUGACGAGAUUCAGUGUACAGGGUCACAGUGUUACUGUGCUGACGAAGACGGACAACAAGCCGGAAGUGACAGUGUCCAUAUUGUUUAUCUAGACAGACUCAAUUGUUAAUUAUCUCAAGUUUAUUUCGUUUUGUUUUGUUCUACUUUGUAAACUGAAAUUAAAAAAAUAAUUUUAUUUUAAA